AUGGAUGAUCAAUCGACACCGAUCUCAUCAAUCGGUGCUAACAACAAUAAUGAUAAUAAUGACGACCUUCCCUUAUCCUCACGUAUCAAUUAUCUUGCAGGUACGACUGUAGGUCUUUACCAUCAACAUUUAGGUCGUUCAAAUUUACCUAUCAGUCAAAGCAAUCUAGUUCAACCCCAUCAGUAUUCAUAUUCCCAGUAUAUGAAUAAAGAUAAAAAAACAAUUGCAAAAGAAAACCUUUUUGACUUACAAGGGAAAACAACAGCUGCUCGUCGUAAAAAAAACCACUGUUGUAUGAAUGUUAAGUAUUUUGCAAUUACAUGUUGGACUAAUAUUACCAAGGGAAACUUUGUUGAAUUUCGUUCCUUUCCACAUCCAAGUAAAGCUCCUGAUCAAUCACGAUCAGGAACACCUGAUAUUCAAUCAAAUAAGAAUGGCAAACGUGCCAUUGAAUCUGCUUGUUUACCACCUCCUAAACGACUUACGGUCCGGGCUGAAGCGGCAGAGCGCCGGGAUAUUAAUAACCAAAUUGCCGAUACAGCUUUAACCAUUGCCGAAGAAGAUGUUCCUGAGGCAAUGAGAUACGUUCGUAAAAAAAUGCCAAAGGAAUUUAUGUACCGUAGUACGAAUUUUCACGAGUCUUUUAAAUACGUGAACAAUGAGGCCCAGGAACUAAAACAAGAUCCAGUAAAGGAAUAUAUGUGGGAUCUCUCGUUUCCUGAUUGUACCAAGGAGCUCCAUACUGCCGUGACAAAUUGGUUAAAUGAGAAUUUUCGUAAUCCUCAUCGACCAAAAUGUCUUGUUAUCAUAGGUCCUUCAGGAGUUGGCGAACAUGAGCAUUUCCAUAAGGCUCCAUCAGCAUCAGCGUCAGGUACAAUGGACGCACCUAUUGUUAACCAUCAUCGUCCACUACUAGGUCAUCCAGAUGAAUUUGCAGUAGCACAACGUGAGUGGCUCGACGCACAAAAUAAACGUCGAGCAGCAGUAGUGAGUGAUCCGUUAGUUCGAUCAUCAGGUAUGGAUGUAGAGGUGCUUUCCGAUGAUUCCGAUAUCGAAAUGUUGUAG
This is a messenger RNA of Rotaria sp. Silwood2, 1065 nucleotides long. The record is from the annotation of a GenBank genome assembly. Lineage: Eukaryota; Metazoa; Rotifera; Eurotatoria; Philodinida; Philodinidae.